Messenger RNA from Siniperca chuatsi (mandarin fish), 7675 nucleotides. It is a transcript of the gene jcada, whose product is annotated as junctional cadherin 5 associated a. Gene Ontology annotation, biological process: positive regulation of blood vessel endothelial cell proliferation involved in sprouting angiogenesis. The record is from RefSeq and is a predicted model, not a curated record. The coding region runs from base 445 to 5415 and encodes 1656 amino acids. NCBI's taxonomy places the organism in Eukaryota, Metazoa, Chordata, Actinopteri, Centrarchiformes, Sinipercidae. Gene Ontology annotation, cellular component: adherens junction; ruffle membrane. The transcript has 5 exons.
CCCGGUCGAGCGAUACACCGCCUUUAGUUCAGGCAUUCGUUGGGAUUGUGUUUUUUUUUUAUUAUUUAUUUAUUUCGCGACACAUGCGGUCGGCUGAGGAAGCGAGCAGCAGCUGUGAGGAGCAGACUGAGGUUGAGAGUCGCAUCUGCUCUGCGUUUAACAUUUCCAGCGGUCCCUCAACUUGCAGCCAAGCCAGCUACCACGGCUCUUGUCCGGCUGUCAUUGCCUCCUCUGCCGGGAUUAGAGGAUUUAGGACAAUACUGUGUCACUUUCAGGACGCGACAUUAGAAGUGAUGGCCUCAGCUGCGCAGCUGUGCCGGUGAUCCUGCCGCUGCACGUAGGGAAGAAGCAGAGACGCCUUGACAACCGACCUACCUUCCUCUCUCUCAAAAAAAAGGAAGAGAAAGGAAAAAAGAAAACACACCAGCAUAAACAAAUACGACCAUGUACAGCGUGGAGGACCUCCUCAUCUCUCAUGGAUACAAGCUGCCCAAGCAUACCACCUCCUCCUCCACACCUACCCCAGCCCCUGCAUCCUCGUCCUGCCAGGCUCCUUCGUCCUCACCGCCGUCCUACAGCAAACAUCAUGAAAUCUUGGAGAACAGGCCCAACCCCAAGACAGUGAACGGCUAUGAAAGAGGGCCCGGGAUGCCCUAUGGGAACGGUGGUGGAACCAGGCAGCCCCAAGCAUACGGCGGUGGCUGUCCCAACAACAACAACGAACACAGGGAGAGGAGCCAGUCCAGGCGGGAGGGCGAGAGCCGGAGUCAAAUUGAUACCCACUCCUUGGGAGAGUCGCUGACCUCAGACAGCGGGUUCUGUGAUGGCACCAGAGGACCUCAGUCGCAGUCCAAGGACGUGUCCUACUGGAGGAGGAGAGGCCAGGACUUUACUGUGCUUCUGGACUACGCUGACUUUAGAGAGCCCCACGGAGGAGGGCAGGGGGGAUAUGGCAGGCCGGAAGGGUCACAACAAGCAAGAGGCCAAGAGUUGUCUGCAGAGGAGUUUCAGAGGGCAGCUCACGAGAGGCAGCGCUGGGCAGCCCAGGCCCAGGCUCAGGCUCAGGCCCAGGCCCAGGCUCAGGCUCAGGCUCAGGCUCAGGCCCAGGCCCAGGCCCAGGCUCAGGCCCGCUCUAGAGAGAGGGAAGCCGCUCUCCACCAGUGGAGGAUGGGGACUGAGAGGAAGUGCCAGAGCCUGGGAACAGAUGAGUGGCGUCCAGCCGUGAGCUUUGGCCGCCAGCUGUCACAGAGUGAGGGUGAGCGUUGGGCACAGGAGCAGCAGCGGCUCCAUGCCAGGACACCAGAGGGCAUGGUAGUCCACCCCAGGACCAAAGCCAAAUCCCAGUCCCUGCCCAGGAUGCUGCAGCCUGAGAGCGUGCAAUAUGUGGACAUAGCCUCGUCCGGUCAGGAACUGUACAGGCGGGUCAGUGGCCACCCACUGUCACAUCACGACCUUUAUAGGGCACCCCGCUGGCCGGAGAAUGGCAGGCCAGCUAGCGCCAACCAACUCUCAAUGACACCAAAGCCCCGCUUCACCCGACCACCCAGACCUCCCUCCUAUGAGAUGCACCAGCAGAUCAGGGGAAGCUGUGAGAUGUUGUCUGGGAGAGACUCAGUGAUUCUCCAGGCCAGGGACAGAACGCCACUUCCCAUAUCAAGGACAGGUGACUCCCAACUGGACUAUUUUGCACAGGACUCUGGACCUCCAGGAUACAUCCCUCCCCCAUCAUAUAAAAGAGCUCCUAUAAUGGGAGGGGGGCGCCGGGGAUAUGGUGAAAUUGCUGUUGACUACAGGCACAGAGGGGAUGUGUACCAGCAGAUACAAGUGACUCCAGAUGGCUCUCACUGGUUCACCAGACAUCCAGCUGGUUCCUGGCCUGAUCCCCAGAGAGACAGGAGCAUGUCUGGCCAGAAGCAGCUUUACCCAAUGUAUACUACCCAGGAGCGCCCUGGUGGAGGGAUCCAGUAUAUCCCUUUUGAUGAUCCCCGUAUCCGCCAUAUUUCCUCAGCCCUGGGUGGCAAUUCCCUGACGGAUGCUGACAAGAUCCGCCACAUCCGCAAAGAGCUUCCCAGCGUCACCGUGUCGGAACCUGCAUCCGACGACAGUGCCUUUUUGCCCCCGCCAUUGGGGCCUUUCAUCGCUGCCAAACUGGCCGAUGAUUCUAACCAGACAUCUUCUAGCGACUUCGACAAUGACAAUAACAGGUGGCACAGUGAUUUGCACAAAGAGACUGUUGAUAACUUCCCAGCAACUGACCAAAACUGCAACAACAGAUAUCCCAAAAACCAACGUCCUCCUCCAUCUCCCUCUUCAGCCUUCCAGGCCCCAUUAACAAGGACUUCAACUCACCAGGGGUCCAGCUCAGAUCAGGUCUUUGCAGAAACCAUCACCCAAGUGAAGAAAAUUGUCCCAGAUUCAGGGCCAGAGAACAACAGGAAUACCAAGAGAAGAGUGAGUGAAACCAUCUUCUGCCUUGUGUCUGUCCCUGUUCAUACACCGACUAACAUCAACAAAGACUUAGCAGCAGAUCAGAACAACAAUGAGACAAUAUCAAGCCUGACUGUGACCAACACAGACACUUUCGCUGUAGGCCUCAAAGAGAGCCCGAAUGUGCGGAGCAAGUCAGUGAAUGAGAUGCCCAUCAAACCCCACUACUCUCACUUUCACACCAGCAGCACAUCCUCAAUGAGGAACUACAAGAGGGCUCCUCUAAGGAAGGAGAUAAUAGAUGCCUGGGCACUUCAAGCCAGUGAAGACAAAGAGUUGUGCUAUGCUGGGUCCUGGCCUGGAAACCAGUACCGAAACCAGGAAACCCAGACUGGUUCCCCUUUGACAGUGGUGAAAAGUCCAGAACCCCAGGUCUUGUCUCCUCCUGGGAGACAAGAGCCUAUUCAGUCUGUCUCAGACACAACCACAGACAGUGGUGUAGGGACAGACAGUAGCUCCUCUUAUGGUUACCCUAUGGCAGGCCAGAAAAACCUUCAUCUUUCUAGCAACAGCGCCUUCUCCCGUCUCAGCCUCAGCCCUUCACAACAAGACCCAUCCUCCCCAUCAAAGGCCCGGGAUCAGGGAGACCUGCAGCCAUCCUCUCCCAGGAAGAGCAGCUCCAGUCCCCUGGAGAGUGCAGAGCAAGUGGCCUUUGGUCAGUUUCUCUUAAAGCCAGUGAACCGACGACCCUGUGAUGCCAUUGGUGAACUGGAGAGCAUUAAUAAGGAGAUGGAAGACACAAUUAGCAAGAGACCCAACAUGGGUCAGUGCAUUGAUGAUGUAGAUUGGGUGAAUAAGAGAUUAGACCAUUUUAAAUCAGGAGCACAUUUCACUGCAGGUCCAGAACCAGGCAGGGAAGCAAUCAGUCUUCCACCAAUGCACAUAGAAAAACCCAACAAUAUAAAAGUCAGAUCAAAAUCCUUGGCUUCUACAGCUGAUCUAGACUCCAUGGACAUGAGGAGUGCUUUCUCCAGGCCACAGGCCAACAACAUACCACCAACAAAUGAGCUAUCCAUACUCCCCAACCCAGGCCCCAGAGACAGUUGCCUCUUGCUCUCACUACCCCAACACAAUGAGUCAAACCGGCUCUAUAGACAGGACAUCCCAGUCCCUCAAGAGUCCUUGCUGAGGGAUGUGGGAUUAACUGUCUACACAGAGACUCCUGGUGGUCCCGGGGAGCCAAUGCAGCGCUCACUCUCAGUCCCAUCUCCACUCGAUCAUAAGGAGCUUUGUCAGUCAGUGCAGCUCUCAUGGGAGAGCAGGACAGCACUUGUUAAAAGUAGUGGUAGCCCUGAGCACAAUUCAAAUAAAGAGCUUCAAGCUGAGGUAGAGACUGAGAGAAAGGCUAAAUCAGACAAUGUUCCACCAUUCAGGGGUGAGGUGAAUUUAAGCAUCUGUAGAACCAGGAGUGAAAGCAGCAGAUCAUGUCAGAAAGAGGGUUCACCACAUAUCACCAGGCUGACCAGGGAGGUUUCUUUUGUGUUUGAGAAUGAUGAUGGCGAUGAGAGAUACGCCAUUUCUGAGCCUCUGACCUAUAAAAAUGAGUCAACCAUAGCAGAUAAGCACCUGGAGAACUUACUGAUUCAAGAAAAAGCCAAUUCUUUACCUGCAGAGGACCUCAGCAACCUGUAUGAGGUCAAAUGCGCAAAAGGUAUCCCUGAAAAUGAAUCCAUUGAGCAGAGGGCUGCCAGAAUCCUGGGUAUAGAAGUUCCAGUUGAGGCCUUGGGUGUGGCUGACAAACAGUCAGAGGACAACCAGGAUGAUAGGGAUACCACUGUAGCUGAGAGACUACAAAGUCAAGGCGAAGAGACACAGCAUGUGAUAGGAGAGUGUGAGCAAGUCAAAGAGGAAUCCCUGAUUGUUCAGGGAGCAGAGACAGACAAGGUCAACGAGACAGGAUCAGGAAUUGACCACAAAGAAGGAGACAGACAAAAGCACAGCAGCAACCACAGUAAUGGUGAAGACAAUGAGGAUACAGAGAUUCAGUCCCUGGUGGUACUGGACCUGCCUGAGUUCCCACCCAGUAAGCUUCCCCUAUCCCUGCCAGUCACCCCUGAUGAGAAGCUAGCACUUAGCAUGUGCAGUGUGGAGAAGAGGGGCCGAGGUGGAGCAUGCAAACUAAUCGAAUCCCUGCAAGAUAAGCUAAACUCUUCCGCUUGUUCUUCUGCUACAUCUAUGGGCAGGUCAACCACAGACAGAAUGGCCCGUCUGAAAGAGCUGGACUCAUUGUCUCGAAUAAGAUGCCUCAAUCUCAAAGGUUCAGAGUCCGGAGGAGAAGUUGAUUCUGUGAUUGAGGAGAGGGAUGGUGAUAGAGAGGAGAGUGAGCUUCAGGAAGAGUCAAAGGAUGAAGUUGUGGAGCAACGAGAAGAGGAAGAGGAUAAGAAACUGGAGGAAGAAGGAGGGAAGGAGGAGGAAAACCCAAAUGAACAUGAAAAUGCACAUGAAACACAUGACAAGUUGGGAAAUCCUGAAGAAGACUGUAAACCUAAAGAAGUGAAUAAAGGGUUAUGUGAGGACGAGCAAAGACAAGAAGAGGAGGCAGAAGAGAUUGAUGUUGAGAUUACACUAAAAUCGAAAAAUGAAGGGAGUAAAGAAGCAGAUGUUGAAUUAAAAACAGAAGAGCCAGAAGGAGAGGUGGAGGAUGACAAAGAAAAGCUUGUGGAGAAGGUGAGAGAUGGACAGAAUACAGCAGAGGUCAGUAGAGCUGAGGCGACACAAGGCACUGAGGGAGAAAAGUUGCCUAAACCAAAGCAGCGCACCAGGCUCCAGAAGCCUCCUCUGCUUCCUAAACCUCGCAGCGUUCCCAAGAGAGAAAUAACGCUUCCACUCAGCUUCAGCACUGGGACCUGUGGCCCCUCGAAUAUGGAGGAUGAGGAGAUGCUCUCUGUCUCAGACUCCUACGACCCCAGUCGAGUGGAGAGAGUGUAACCUUUGACACUGCCCUCACCACUGUGGAAAUCUGUCUUUCUCAAGUUAACAGCUUUUUCCAACAACAAAGACUUUCAUCUCACCUCACGGCUUAGUCAGCUGUGACCCCUCCAAUAUUGUUACACAUUAUUUUCACAGAACUGACUGUCCUGGUGCUGCGAGAGCAUUUUUACAGCCAAAUAAAGGCACCGCUGGUGCCAAUUCUCCAGGCCUUUUCAACCUCGACAUCCUCGUCCUUCCAUUCUCUCCACUUCUCAAAGUUUAUUUGCUCAAGCAAGCGGACUUCCUACUUUUGAAGUUUGAUUUUGCUUUUGGAAAAAUGCAUGUCAUUAUUCCUGUCUGCACUUUGGCUCCUUCUCGAGCUUGGGUGUUGAAAUAUGAAUGUAAAGUGCUUCUGUUCAACAAACAAAAGAAAUGUAACAGAAAAAAAACGAAAGGCAACAGUAUUGCAUUACAAUCAGUAUUAACCUACACCAAAUGUAAAUAAGAAAGAGUUAUAAGAUUUUAUUAAGAAUAUAAAAAAUCAAUUUAAGACAUUUAAUUGCUGAAGAAAUGUAUAUUUUCUUAUCUAUGUUAAGAAAAGACUAGAUUUUUGGAAGUGUAGUCUUUGGGUGUAUUACUAAUAAUGAAACCCCAUGCUCUUUAUUCUUAUACUUGUGUGAUAGAGAAUGUACUCAGAGAGCCUGGAUUGCAAUGAGAAACGCUGUGGUCCUUGAAUAGUUUCACUCAAGAGCAAUAGCAAUAUAGUCAUAUACGGGACGUUUGUGGCAUGUUUUAAGUAGUAAAUCUCCAUUUCAAGGAGCUGAUCCCAUUUAAACGUCUGCUUUAAAGCUCUACCUUUUGGUGCAAGUGUUAGAUUUGCACUGCUGAGAUUAUUGGCUUUAUGUUACCAAUGAGAAUCUCUUCAUCAAAUACUUUGAGAUUACAAUAGGAGGGAUUCGUGUUCACACCCUACCUGUUCUCCGGGGCCAUCACUCUCAGCAUCAGCAAUCGCAACGUGUAUCAGAAAUGUCUGAUUUAAGUGUUAUUUUUGUUAAUCCUCAUACUGUUGAAGAAGAAAAUCUAUAUUUUGUGGCAUUAACAGAAGUCUAUAUUUAACUGUGGAAUUUUUCUUUGUUCACAUCUUAGUUUGUGUGAUUUCAGAAGUGCUUUUUUGCAGGAAAUGAUAGAUGUAGCUAUUUUGAUCUCAGUGUGCCUUGUACACACUGUUUCUGUGGAGAACAUAAUUUGUGUGUAACACAUUCAGUAUUGUCAGUUUACGAAUCCUAAUUUAAACUGGACAUUACUAAUUCAUUUAACUUUAAUGAAAACAUUUGGAGUUGUUUUGGCAAUAAAAAUAAAAUUUAACUCAAGAAGCUUAAUAUUGAUGCUGUACAGAACAUUGCUGUUGGGAUACUAAUCACAGUAUCUGAACAUGUUCAAUCAUUUAAUGUUGACAUAUCAGUUCUUUUUAAGUUGUGGGCAUAACUGGCAAUUGAUUUACACUCGUUUCAUUUAUGGGGUAGCAAUACAAGAAAUUAAAAAACAUACCAAACCAAACUUUAUGCUAUGCAUUGGACAUCUACAUUUACUGGGUUAAAUACCAAAAUUCCCAGCUAAAACUGCAACUUCUGGUUUGCUUGUUUGACCCUGUCACUCUUUGAUCCAGCUGUAUUUGAUGUUGAACCUGUAGGAUCUGGUUGUAGACUUGCAUGGAAAUGGAUCUGACUGGAGUUCAUCAGUGGAAGCUCAGUGCAAGGUUUUGUUUUUGUCCUGUUACCAGCCCAGUACCCGUACCUCUGUGUUCCAGGUAAUGUGUUAUCUGGUCAUUCUUGUAGGUCUUUUUGUACUGCAAGUUCUUUGUAACAUGAUAUAGACUAUUGGUGCACAUCUUGCUUUGAUAUUUUCUAUUUUCAUACAUGUACAGCUUCUUUUGUAUGCGCGCAACAUCUUUUUUUUUUUUUUUUUUUUUGGUGCAUGAAAUGCUUAAGAAGUUACAGAGAGAAGGUGUAUUUGCAUAUAAUUGCAUUUGGUACUAUAUAGUCUAUCCAAUAAACAACUGUUAUAUUUCAUAUAAUGUAUAUUUUAUUUUCAAAAAGUUAUGCUACAUAUUUAAAACAGAACAAGGUAUUUUUAGAUUAUUGUGAAAAGGGAACUGUUUUUGAAGGCACAAUAUUUGUCUAUAUUUGAAAUGAUCAUUAAGAAUGAUCAGAAAUAGGGACAAGUGUGUGCUAUUGUACAGUACUGCAGAGUAUUCAUAAAUAAAAGUCUUUGCAUGAAA